Molecule: messenger RNA, 2481 nt
Organism: Alosa alosa (allis shad)
Lineage: Eukaryota; Metazoa; Chordata; Actinopteri; Clupeiformes; Clupeidae
Exons: 19
Coding region: 51-2432 (793 amino acids)
Source: RefSeq, a predicted model, not a curated record
CUUAAAUGGGAUGGUAGGCUACACCACUAGCAAGGACUUUGUUUUGGAAAAUGUAUUUGGAAUUUUCGCUCGCGCUUUUCCUUUUCCUCUUGAGUGUAAAGGUAAGAACUGAAGAAAUGGCAAAAGGCGUUAUUGAGCUAGACUGCAGAGAAAGAUAUCUUGCUGUACAAGUUCAUCUGAACAAUGGCUCUGAGCCACACUUUAAGGCCAUUGAUACCAUAGGUGUCCAUCCGAUAACAAAAGAAUAUGGUCCAGGCUGCGGGUAUACCUAUGAGCUUUUCUGUGAGAUUGGAAUUGCUGAGUUAAAGGCAUCUUAUUUCUCUUGCCAUACAGGAAACCAGGGUGAUGUGGAGUUCACAUUUAACUUCAGUGUGAUCAUGACAGACCAACAUGGAGAGGAGGCGACCUAUGCAGUGUCUAAGGCAUGCACUCUGCCUCUACCCUGGUCUCCUCGAGAGGUUAUCUGUGAAAUGGAUUACAUGGAGGUACAUGUAGAUGGUGCAGUUCCACAUGUGAGCACUGGGGGCACUGUCAUGCAUCAGCAAUGGGAUGAUGGCAUUUCCUCUGCAUACACUCUGGCCUCUUCCGGCUGGCAGCUGAUCUUCCUGAAGGAGGGCCAGACGUCCGCGGACCUUUCCCUCGACGAGGCUCGUGAGCAAGGCUACAGGCUACACUUCACCCCUGGGCGUGUGCUCCUCCGCAUGCCUUAUGGCAAACCCUUGUCUCAUGACUCCCUGGUAAAUGGGGUUCCUGUGGAAGUCGUUCAUGCAGUCCUUUUCUCUAGACAGAGAUGGACUGUUGUCAUAUUUGAUCUGGUGGCUGCAUGUAGUAAAGAUGUGGGAUUCUUUGAUGGAACCAGUCUCCACUGGCAAGUUCCAAUUGUGAUGUUCCCUUUAUCCAGCCACACUGAUUUUGAGACCAAAAAUAUCAGUAUUGGUGUCCAUGGCACACUCUUGGACCCACAGGUGACCGCAGACAGAGGAUAUAGCCUUAGCACUGGCAAAGGAAUGGUUGACAUUGGUAUUCCCUAUGGGGCUGAAGGUGGCCAUCGGCAGAGCUUUGUGCUUAACAAUACUUACUGGGAGUUCUACCUGAUUUACCUCUACUAUGAGGGCGUGUUCAUGGACAGCUUUCACACUGAGAACAGACACCGCCAUACUAAGGUUCUGAUGACUCAAUCACUGCCACACGUCCCCAUCACUAUAAACCAGACGGUCAUUGAGGAGAGGGCGUUCACUCUUUACAUGGGAAAUUUUCCUUCUGAUGUGGUGCUGAUGACUGUGACCCUGAAUGGACAUGAAUUCAACCUUGUUGAGGCAACCCAGCAUGGAUACACCAUUGUGAAGGCUCCGCAUGCCAAUGGAACCCAUGCAUACAUUAUCAAGGUUCCUUUUGAGGAUCCCAUGGUGCUAAAAUCGUAUUUUACAGAGGGUGUUCUGCAAUACCUGCUGUCUGUUAACUUCACUUUUAACAUCAUGCUUCAAGAGAAUUACUUCUUCCAUUUGACUUCUUUGAAAGCUAGGAUCCAUGAUGUCUAUCCUCCCUCGUUCAGUGGACUGUGCCAGGAGCAUGGGAUAGUUUUUAAACUGGCCCAUGAGGAGUUCCAUCACAUGUGGGACAUUACCAUUGGUAACAAUCUUCUUACAGAGCAAUAUGCUGUGAGGCAGGGAUACCUGAUGGCCAAUGACAGCCAGGGAAUUCUCCUAGAUGUGCCCCUAUUCACUCCUGGAUAUCUUUAUGAGGAUAUAAACUUGAACCAGUUCUUUGGCACUUUUGAGAUCCUCUCCAGAGAUGCAAAAACCCUGGAGAUUCAGCAGCACUCAGUCAAGCGUUGUCCCUUCCCAACCACAGAGCUCAUCGAGUGUUCCACAGGAGGGGUCAUGACCGUGGUGGCCAGUGUGGUCAAAUCCAUUCCUAAAGCUGACCCACAGAGGACCACCCUGCUUGACACAACAUGCAAGCCUAAAGAGACUGAUGAGACCAGAGUUCUCUUUGAGUUUGAUCUUACAACAUGUGGAACCAGAAUGAAGGUGAAGAAUGACUUGAUGAUCUUUGAGAACACCAUCAUGUUUGAGCAAGAGCCGUUCCCUAGUCACCGCCCAGUAAUUACAAGAGACACCACCUUCAGAUUGGCUGUCCAGUGUUCCUACCCAGUGGAGGCUGUCAAUAUGGACGUGGCCUUUGCAUCCAGCGUGCCAGGCCGGGGCUCUGUGGGAGAAGCCAGGCCAUACGAGACGGCUCUGGCGAAGCCCAUCAUGCUGCCUGCACCAGAGGCGGUAACCACAGCCAGUGUCCCCAUCACACCCAGGAUAAAGACUCCUCCCACUCAGAGGCCUGCCAAGUUCAUGAGGGUCCACAGCCACCACAGUGCCAAGAGUCAAAGCUCAGAACCAGACUACAGAAGGUACAAAUGGAGGAUGAUCCACUCAUGAGAUGUGAGUGGCAGUAUUCUAUUUCAUAUCAAAUAAAAUACAAACAGAA